AUGAUCCGGUCGAGGCUACUGCUCAAGCUCAGUUGGUGCCUGAUAUGUUUGUUGGAAUCGGUUGCGAGUCUACCAAUGGAGCAAACUGUUCCAUUCAAGCGAAUGGAAUGUUUCUAUGAUACUUUCCAGGAAGGGGAACGAGCCACCAUGAGUAUUUUUGUCUUGUCGGGCUCACCCUUGCAAGCCACGAUUCGUUUGGAAGGACCCCUGGCGCCACUGGGAGCCGAUCAAAAUAUGCAAAAAUUUCACGAAUCCGUCAUGGAGUUUGAACGAAAUCCAAAUGCCAAAAUGACUUCCGAUGACUUUGUCUACGAACAGCAAGUGGUGGAUUUUGAAAGCAUCGAAUUCGAACCACUCGAAGAAGAAGAAGCCGUAGACCAAAUAACCGGAGACGACAAGCAUUCCGAAGUCAUGAAAGUUUACGAGCGGGCCAAACGACGAAACGAAAUCGCCAAACGCAAGCGACAGGCGGUCCGAGCCUCGGACGAUCCCGUCUUGUUUACCAAUGGGGUGCCGAGAGCGGGUUGGUACCGAGGCUGUGUCGUGGCCCACGUGGACACCGUCGAUGUGGAAUUUGAUUUGCGCAAAGAGUCGGAUUAUGGGAUGCAUCCCAGUAAUGAUCAUGUCUUGUCACAGGAUGAUUAUCGGCGAUUGCAAGAAGAUAUAAGUUCCGAUGCGGCCCAAGAGAAGGCUACUGCGGCCAUGACGAAAAAUGGCCGCCGCAAUGUCCAACAACUACAAUGGCAACAAGGAGAAAUGGCCAAUGACGAGGAUUUUGUACAAGCCAAGGAGAAAAUCAAAGAAUUGCGAAGCCUUUUGGCAGACAUUCAGUCCCUCAUGGCCAAGGAACGUCGACGAGUCGCCACCCACAAACAAAUUAACGAACAUUCCCAUCAACGAAUGGUCAAGGCAUCCUUUUGGGAAACUGUACUCUUUGUCGGCAUUACACUCAUGCAAGUCUACUUGAUUCAUACAUGGUUUACUUCUGGAGCUCCAGUUUUGGGAAGAUGA
Molecule: messenger RNA, 1011 nt
Organism: Cylindrotheca closterium
Lineage: Eukaryota; Bacillariophyta; Bacillariophyceae; Bacillariales; Bacillariaceae
Source: the annotation of a GenBank genome assembly